AUGGAUGACUAUGAAGUAGCAAAAAGAUUGAGGGACUGCCUAGUUCAAUUGAUUGAAGGAAAAGCAACAGAGAAAAAAAAACAAGUUGAUAAUUUAAAGACAUACUUGAAACAGAAUCAGUAUGUUCAGCAUAUGAAUCGCAGUUCUGCUAAAGGAAAAGUCCGUGAACAUGGUGCUUUGUAUAUUACUUGGGGAAAGUGUUUUGGUCGAAUUAAAGACUACAUAGAGCAGGAAUGUGAAAGAUUUAAGAAUCGUGAAAGUUCUGAUAGUUUAUCUGCAAUUGUUAGAAACAAUUUAGCCAAAGAAAAAAGAAGUUGCUCAGAUUUAUUUCGUUGCUUUGUGAAAGCUAUGAAAUCAAGCAAACAAUAUGACAUGGCUGAACCUGUUAUGCAACAUAUAUUAGCUGUUAUGAGUCGAAAGUUCACCCAAGUUUCCUUUGGUUUAGAUUAUUCAAAUAUUUUAUUAAAAUAUAUACUGUGUGAUCCCUUUAUGUGCCUAAAAAUUUCUUCCUCAACUUUUGAUGAUGCCAUAUGGUUUUAUUGCAAAAUCAUUGGAAACCCACCACAAGGCUGGGAGAGGAGUUUAACAACACAAAUUUUGCUGCAGCUGCUUACAAUUAGAUUUAAUUUUGGAAUUAUGGAUUGCACUAAAAUUCUCCAGUUUUUCACUGAAAUAUUUGAUGCUGUUUCUACACCAUGCACACUUAUUAAGUAUGCUUGUCUACUGUUUGAGAUGUUACAGACGUUCUACUUUGAAGGAAUUAUCGAGCAGUGUAAUUUAAAAUCAAAUUUUUUCACUUCUCAUUUAAUGAAGACAUUAAAUGCUGUUGGAGAAAUGCCAACUAAGCUGAAAAUUGACUUAAGCGAGAAAGAAACAAUUUUGAUGCUGACGGAUUUUAUUUGUCGAAUUACUGCAGUUUUCAAGUCAAAGUGCCAAGUGUACAAUACACAAUCUCUUGAACCAUUCCUUGAAGUGGCUAUUUCUUGCAUACCCCAGAAUCUCUUUGAAAGCAUUUUAUCAUUCAGUUUAGACAACUGCAAUGCUGAACCUUCUAUUGAACUGAAUCCCACAUUUGAAAACUUUGAUAUGGAAGAGGAUAUAUCUUUUGAUGUAGAUAAUCGCAGCGGUUCCAACAGUAGAGAUGGGUUUGAUGAAAUGGAUGAUGAAUGCAUAAACUUCGAAACUAAAUUAGAAGACAAAGAUUCCUUAAGCUUUAUGGAUACAAAAACAUUACCUGAGAAGCUGCAGCUGCAGUUACAAUGUCUGGAUUUUCUUGCUGAAAUAUCUCAGCUUCUCAAUGAUAAUAGUUCUUUAUUUAGAAGCUUUCAAGAAGAGAUGAUUGUUAAACUUUUUUCUCGAUUGCCCGAAAAUGAUCAGGUCUUACAAAGAGCUUCAGAUGUUCAUCUGGUAAUCAAGUUCCUGAAGUGCAUUCUAUUAAGUAACAAACUAUCUGAUGAUUACAUAGAUAAAAUUUUGUGUACAUUGAGACUGCUUUUGAAUCAGUUCAGCCAAUUACAAGAUGUAUGUCAAGCUGUUUUAGACCUGUUCCCAUUGUUGUAUAUGCAUGUUCAUUCAAAUAACUCUUUGCAAAAAAAGGAACGCAUGUUUCAUUUGCUCAGUAUACUUUGCAAAAAGCAGUUGGAGGCUGAGGGGUCUAAUAACACAUCCAUUUUAAUUGGGAAGAUGCUGCUACAAAUAAUACAAUUUGAACCAAAUGUCUCAUGGAAAAAAACUGAUAGUGAUAGCAUCUUGAAUCAAGCUACUUCUCCUUGCAAAAAAGAAACAGUCUUGUAUUCUCUAGUCAUGUUCUUGAAAAGUAAUUUUACUUCACUUCGACUAUAUAUUGCUGAUAAGAUAAAUUUGUAUUUAUCACCAGAAACAAUAGAUGCAGUGUUCCUUACUGUUCUUUCUGAAGUAUAUGAUUCUUUUCUACAAAAGUCACUAAGCAAUGGCAAUUUUCAAGUGGAUGAAAAUUUUAAUAGAUUGAGUGUAUUUUUGCAUUAUCUAUGUCAAGUUAUUUUAAGAUACCCAUGCCUGGAAAAAGAAUGCAUUUAUAUUGUGUGUAAACUAGCAAGCAGUAUCAAGCAAGAUCAAGCAUUUUUCACUAAGGUUUUGAAACAAGUAUCCUCACUCUUUGGAUAUGAAAGCUGUAAAGAAUAUAUUGAGCCACAUUUGCCUUACAUAAUUUUAAGAUGGCUUGAAGAAAAGAACUGCUUAAAAGAGUUUCCUUUCCAGUUAUUAGAAAUUGAUUCCUUAAAGCCAUUUUACAGGGAGUUUUUCAAAGUUUUAGUACCUCUUUUGUUAUACUGUGGAGAAAAUGCAUCCUUGUCUGAACUUGCUCGAGAACUGGGAAUGUCAGAGCAAGAAAUUAUGUAUGAAUGUUUUCCUGAAAUACAAGCUAAAAUUUUGUCAAGUUUAUCUGUUAAUCCUACUGACUCAAAUGCUGAAAAUUGUAGAAGAUGUUUGCAUUCUGUUAUACCUUCAGAGGUUCUUAAUAAGGCAAAUAGAAAUAAGUGUGAUGAAAUUGUAUUUUUGCUAUUAGCAAUGGUGAAAGAGACGAAUGCCAGUCACUCACCAAAAUGUCAAGCAAAGAAAGUGCUUUACUUAACGCCUGAUGAUUUCUCUGCAUCUGUUUCACUGCUAAUGCCUCUUAUUUCAGACAAGUCAUCUUCCAGCCAUUUUCUUUGCAACAAAGCGGAUCUUAUCCAAAAUGUAUUUCUAUCUUUAAGUAUUAUACUUUUUAAAGCCAAAAGAGCCCAUGAAGAGAGACGUGUUUUAUGUAUGUACCGUUGCUUCUUGGACCAGCUUCUUCCUGCUCUUAGUUAUGAUAAUAAAUGGAGCUUCUUUGUGAUAAAAGAACUGAUAUAUACUAUUCUUAACUUCUUGGAUUUACAAAGGAAUUCAGCUGAUAAAGAUGAACUUCUAAUCACAUACUGCAGUAAUCUGAUUCUAUCAUUGUGCAAGCAAGUUAUGCCUCAUUUCAAGGAGGUCAUUGGUGAAUACUUGCCUUUUAUGAUAAGUAGUUUGGUUCCAUUUGUAAAUGAUAGUGAAAGGGGACAACAAGUACUUUCUUUAAUAUCGUUUUUAGUAAUUGACUGUGCUCCACAUUUUGUGGAAUACAUUCCAUACUUGGAUCCAUUUCCUGAUCUUGUAAUGUUUUCUUCAUUAGUGGACAAGCUACAUUCGAUAAAGUAUAUGAAUGCACAGUUGCCUUUAGAAAAGGAAAUAAAAUUGUUUUUAGUUUCUGGCAAAAUGAUGGGAAAGCAUACCCCAGAAGGAAUUAAACAUCUUUAUGUUCAACUUAAAUCUGCAAAGAAUGUACAAGAGAUGAAGCAAAUGGUUAAUAAGCUAAAAAAUAAAACUCUUUUCUCGGAAGAUGUGAAACACAGUAUACUACAUGAGUUGGUGUGCCAUUUGUCAUCACUGUGUUCUCCAGACGAUAUUGAUAAGAAAGUGCAGAAGGAAGCUAGUAAAUGUCUAGGAAUGAUUGGACCAAUAGCUUUUUCUUCUGUUGUUUUACAACCAUCUAUUUAUGCAAGAGAUAGCAGUUUGAAUUCAUUGGAGAAAAGUUAUUUAGUUAUUCUUGACAUUUUAGCAGAAUAUCUUUUUGAUAAGAGCAUUGACAUCAAAGUAACUUCUUCAAAUGUUCUUAAAGACUUAUUUUCAACUGUAUUUGGUCACAAAUUUUUCAAGACCUAUGAAAAUCUUCUUCCUAAAAGCAUGACUAUGAAAUAUAUUUUCCCGUUUUUUACAUCACAAAAAGGAAAAGAAAAAGAGAAAUUAGGAAGGGCUGAAGUUGAAAAACUACUGGAUACAUAUUUGUGGUUACCUGAUAAAAAUGGUCAUUCAUCAUGGAUCAUUAAAUUAGUUUGCACUAUUUUAAGCAGUGGUGUGACUCAAAAUUGUUUUUAUGAAUGCCUUAUCCCAAUUUGUGCUAAACAGGCGACGUUUUGUGAAAAAAUAUUACCUUAUUUGAUUCAUACUCUGCUGUUUCUUGAUGAUCUUCAUGUGCUUCAUGCUGUAUCCAUUGGCAUUGAAUCUUUUUUUUCCCACUUUUCCAAAUGGUUGCAAAAAGCUGCGUCUAACGGAUCUUCAUCUUCACCUUCUUUUACCAAACCUGAAUUUGAAUACUCCAAAGCAACUGUUCAAUCCAUGUUGUCAGUCCUAAACCACAUAUGGCUGAAUCCAAAGCAAGAAGCCAGAAAUCAAAGAAAUGUUAUGAAAGAAUGCUUCUGGAAAAAUCUUAAUUAUUUGGAAGUUGCUCAAGCUGCUCAGUAUUGUUCUGCACAUUUCACUGCUAUUUUGUAUACAGAGUUGUGGUGUGAUGUAAUGAGGGAGCAAGUUAGAUCCUCUGACAUUGUAAGUGAUUGUUCUGAGUCUUCUGGAAGCUUAGACUGCUCACCCUUGUCGUUUAUUGGAUCUCGCAGCAGAGAUAAGGCAUCGUUAGUCUAUGAGAUUCUUCUGGAUGCAUAUUCUCGCAUUGGAGAUUCUGACGCAAUUUAUGGUUGUGAAGUUGUAAGCCCUGACAGCCAAGCAAUUCUAAAGCAUAAUUAUUUGACAGAAAGAAAGUGGGAUGGUUUGUUGAGGCUAAAUGAUAAAAAUAAUGCCCAUUUAGAUAUCUUAAUGUCUCUGCAGCAGAAUGGCCUCAACACUAUUCUCCUGGAUUAUGCUCAGUCUCUGCUUGAUGGAAACAAAGCUCCUCAGCAAAGUGUGUUGGAAUAUCAAUGUGAAGCAGCUUGGAGGAUGAGAAAAUGGGAUUUGCCAGUUAUUGAAAAUUCCGAGCAUGGAUUUCAAACAUACUUGUACAAAAGUCAACAGUCCUUGGUAUCUGAUAACAAGGCCAUGUUUGAGCAGUAUUUGGAUCUUGCCAGAAAAUCACAAUUUAAUCUCCCGAGUCAUACAAGUUUGGAAUCAACAAGAAACAUUCAGCCGUUUCUUAGCAAUAUUAAGAUGUUAUCAGUGUUGGAAGAAUUCUUUGCUGUCAAAUCAAACAUUGAAAAAUUACAGGCUCUGUUUGAAAACUGGGAAUUGCAAGAUCAAAUACCAUACGAUGACUUUGAAUUUUUCGAACCUGUAUCAUGGUUAAAGUGUGUUUUGCUAAAUCACCUUAUUGACUCUGAUAUAAAUAAACAUAUUGUCAUUCCACAACUGAGAAAGCUUUUGGAGAGGCAUGCUGUACGAGCUCGUGAAGAGUUUCAUCUUGAGGUUGCUUCAAAUGCUGUGAAUACUCUAAGAAAAAUGCCUUGUAUAGAAGAAGAAGAUCUUUUGCGAUGGCAAAUUGAGGAAGCCAAAAUUCUUUGGACUAAGAAAGAGUUCAGUAUUGCAAACAAAAUUUUGAAAUCAUCUCUACAUUUUAUUGAGAAACUUGCUGCAGAAAAUCCAAACUUUGUUUUAUGUUAUGGAGAAGCUUUGACGUUAAGAGGAAGAUGGCUAGCUGAAACAUGCAGUGAAAAUUCUUCAGUCAUUAUGCAAGAUUAUUUAGAAAAGGCUGUUCUUCUUCUUGAGAGUGUAGAUUGCAAAAGGAGCAACAAAGCCUCUCUAUUGUGGGAUGCUUAUUUAGCUGUUGCUCGUUAUGCUGACGCCCAGUAUCAAAGUAUUGUAAAUUAUAAAAAAUCAACAGCGUUUCUUACAAAACAAGAGCUUAUGCAUAGUUCUAAAGAAGAUGCCAAAAAACUCAAAAGUAAAGAUAAUACGGAAGACCAACGAAAAACUCAUAUUAUUAUAACAAAACAGACUAUGAUUGAUCAGGAAGAAAUAAAUACUUUAGAACAGGAUCAGAAACUGUUUCUUAACAAAGCAAUAAUGAAUUACCUCAGGUGCUUAAGAGGGACAGAUUCUCAUGAUUUGUGGAUUUUUCGUCUUAUUUCCUUGUGGUUUCAAAACUUCACUGAUCAAUCAAUCAAUAGUAUUGUCAAGGAUAGCAUACAGAAGCUGCAUACAUAUAAAUUUUUACCAUUAAUAUACCAAUUGGCAGCAAGAAUGGGAACACCGGCACAAGGAAUAUUCUCACAAACUCUGACUAGCUUAAUUAAAAGUAUUGCUAUUGAUCAUCCGUAUCACGCUGUGCCUGUGAUUUUAGCUUUAAGCAAUGCUGAUCAAGAUCCUCUUGAAUCGACAAAAAAUAAUUCUGAUCAACCGCAGCAAGUAGAUGUCCCUUACAUCAAAGAGAGAAUGAUUGCCGCUAAGAAGAUUCUUUCUCAAUUACAGAAAUCAAAAAUAAAUGGAAUACUGAAAAACUAUUUAGAUUUGUGUAGUGCUUAUAUAAAGUUGGCUUAUUUUCCAGUGGAUAAAAAAACAAGACGAGGUAGUAUUCCAGAGGACCAACCUCUUUUAAAGUACAAGAAUUUAGUUAAUAUUCCCAUAAUCACUGAAGAUAUAAAGGUUGAUCGCAGCUGUCAAUAUGAAAGUAUUGUUAGUGUUCAGUCUUUUCAUUCAGAGUUUAGAAUGUGUGGUGGAAUAACUCUUCCCAAAGUUAUUAAAUGUAAAGGUAGUGAUGGCGUUGAGAGAGAGCAAUUAGUAAAGGGCGGUGAUGACUUAAGACAAGAUGCUGUAAUGCAGCAAGUCUUCUUUCUUGUGAAUCAAUUACUAGACCAAAAAAUGGAAACUAAACGGAGAAGACUUCACAUUAGAACUUACAAGGUUGUCCCAAUAUCCAGAAAAAGUGGAGUUAUACAGUGGUGUGAUGGCACACAAGUGAUGUCUCAGUACCUUGUUGGCACUAAUGGAGCUCAUGGCAGAUAUUACCCACAAAUGGCUAGUCAUGUUGAAAGUCGGAAAAAAAUGGAGACAAUAGCCAGUGUUUCUCUGCUCUGUAAAAAAAGAGAAAUAUUUGACUCAAUUUGUGCCAAUUUCCCACCAGUUUUUAGGUAUUUUUUCUUAGAACAUUUUCCUGAACCAUCUGCUUGGUUUGAAAGACGACAAUCUUAUACCAAAAGUGUUGCUGCAAGCUCCAUAGUUGGCUACAUAUUAGGACUUGGUGAUCGUCAUGUCAACAAUAUUCUGAUAGAUAAAAACACAGCUGAAGUGGUUCAUAUCGAUUUUGGCAUUGCUUUUGAAAAGGGCAGAGUAUUGGCCACACCUGAAACAGUCCCUUUUCGCCUCACUAGGGAUAUUGUCGAUGGUAUGGGAGUUAAUGGCGUGGAAGGCACUUUUAAAAGAUGUUCUGAAAAAACAUUGGAAGUAAUGAGAAACUCACAGGAUGUUCUUUUAACCAUACUUGAAGUUCUUUUAUAUGACCCUUUGUAUGAAUGGACUGUGCCACCUUCAAAGUCCCCUACUCAGAGGUCAAACCUUCCAACUAGUUACGGAACACAAGAAGUAAACAAAUUAGCUGAAAGAGCGUUGAUGCGGCUUCAACAAAAAUUACAAGGUUUAGAAGAAGGUGUUGCUAUGAGUAUAGAAGGUCAAGUUAAUCUGCUCAUACAACAAGCCAGAGAUCCAAAUAAUCUUUGCAGACUGUAUGUUGGUUGGCAGCCUUAUCUGUGAUAUUUAUGUUCCAGUUAUGUUUUAGAGUUGAUUAAAAUCCACUCAAAUUAUUCUCAGGUACAGAGAAUUUUUUUUAAAGUUCAAAACUCAUUGUUGAUUAUUAUGUCAAGAAGAAAUGAUGUAUACAAUGGUGCUCUAUGUAUUGUCAGUUAUUUUAUAUUUUUUAUAUAAAAUACUUCUG
This is a messenger RNA of Uloborus diversus, 7666 nucleotides long. RefSeq names its product serine-protein kinase ATM-like (gene tefu). The record is from RefSeq and is a predicted model, not a curated record. Gene Ontology annotation, molecular function: protein serine/threonine kinase activity; protein binding. NCBI's taxonomy places the organism in Eukaryota, Metazoa, Arthropoda, Arachnida, Araneae, Uloboridae. The coding region runs from base 1 to 7485 and encodes 2494 amino acids. Gene Ontology annotation, biological process: DNA repair. The transcript has 52 exons.